CGCGCCUCAAGGGCGGUCCUCCGGUGCCCGCUUUCUUCCCCUCGAGUCAGAACUCAGUGCCAGUGACCCGAGGCUGGGGCGGUCGUGGUGAGUGGUUCCUUGUGGCCUAGAAAAGUCCUGCAAAAAUGUCUCUAUAUCCAUCUCUUGAAGAUUUGAAGGUAGACAAAGUAAUUCAGGCUCAAAGUGCCUUUUCUGCAAACCCUGCCAACCCAGCAAUUUUGUCUGAAGCAUCUGCUCCCAUCUCUCAAGAUGGAAAUCUCUAUCCUAGAUUGUAUCCAGAGCUUUUUCAGUACAUGGGCCUGAGUUUAAAUGAAGAAGAAAUACAGACAAAUAUGGGCAUGGUCCCUGGAGCACCAACUCAGGGGCAGUUGGUAGCAAGACCUUCUAGUAUGAACUAUAUGGUGGCUCCUGUAACUGGUAAUGAUGCUGGAAUUCGUAGAGCAGAAAUUAAGCAAGGGAUUCGUGAAGUCAUUUUGUGUAAGGAUCAAGAUGGAAAAAUUGGGCUCAGGCUUAAGUCAGUAGAUAAUGGUAUAUUUGUUCAGCUGGUUCAGGCAAAUUCUCCAGCCUCAUUGGUUGGUCUGAGAUUCGGGGACCAAGUACUCCAGAUCAACGGGGAAAACUGUGCAGGCUGGAGCUCUGAUAAAGCGCACAAGGUGCUCAAACAGGCUUUCGGAGAGAAGAUCACUAUGACUAUUCGUGACAGGCCCUUUGAACGCACCAUUACUAUGCAUAAGGAUAGUACUGGACAUGUUGGUUUUAUCUUUAAAAAUGGAAAAAUAACAUCCAUAGUAAAAGACAGUUCUGCAGCCAGAAAUGGUCUUCUCACAGAACAUAACAUCUGUGAAAUUAAUGGACAGAAUGUCAUUGGAUUGAAGGACUCUCAAAUUGCAGACAUAUUGUCAACGUCUGGGACUGUAGUUACUAUUACAAUUAUGCCUGCUUUUAUCUUUGAACAUAUUAUUAAACGGAUGGCACCAAGCAUUAUGAAAAGCCUGAUGGACCACACCAUUCCUGAGGUUUAGAAGCCAUGACACAGUGGAAACUUCGCUGAACUUCUCCAGUUUACUACUUUGGCAACUUAACUUUGUAUUAUGCACGUGAAGCUUUCUAGGAGCCAGACAGCAUAUGCUGCAUGAGGUCCUUUCUAUCUGACAUUAUGGCUGGGAAUCUUAACUGAUCUGAUACCUUGUUCAGACUUCAAAAUAGUUGUAGCCUUAACCAGGUUUAACCGAUGUGAAACUUUGAAAAGAUUUACUGACUUUCAUAGAUGAGUAUCUCUACUGGAAACCUGAUGCUUUUAUAAGCCAUGCUCUGAUUAGAAUGACUAAUGCAGGCUUUAGCUUUGUGUUAGAACCAGUCAGCUUCUUUCUAGAAAUCAGUGCUGUCAUACCACUUUAGUUCUGAGGUAUACUUGCAUAUUUACUGUUACCGUAGUACAUUUAGAAUGGUUGCUUUUGAUAGUGGUUUUUUUCCCCCUCUUGGUUCUGUGUGUGAAUGUAGUGCGUGUCUGUAAAACACCAAUUAAAUGACACUGGUUUCAUUCCAUGUAAGCAUUACACAGUGUAUGUAGGUUGCAACAGAUUGCAUUAGUAUUAAAUUCUCAACUACCUUCACUUAAUAUGCUUGAACUGUCGCCUUAACUAUGUUAAGCAUCUAGUAUAAAAGCCAAAAUGUAACUAUUGCUGCCUUUCUAAAACCCAAAAUGCAGUUCUGCAUUACAUUAAACUGAAAUGUACGCUAGCCCAAACAAAUUAUUGGUAUAUACUAAGCUAUACAUAGCAUAGCUGCUUAGAUGCAUUUGAGAUUUUCUAGUCAUUGUGUAAUGGAAAUAACUUCUCAAAGUUACUGGUAUCAUUUUUCUGAGAAAUUAAUCACUGUAUAUUUAAUGUAAAAAUUCUUAUACUAAACAGAUAAACUUUUGACUUUUUUAUUGUAGAUUAAGUAAGAUUAAGUAGCCUAAUUUUGACAUUUCACUAAACAUGAUGUAACCUAGCUACUUUGGGAUGGUCUUAAAAUGUUGUCCUGGUAAUUAGUUCUAUCUCCUGACUUCUCCCUGCAAACAAACCGCAUUGACACUUCAUCCUGAUUUUCUUCUUUUUUUGGUUUAUACCUGUUCCAAUUAAAUAUGUACAAAUAAAGUUAAAAUUUAGUCA
Molecule: messenger RNA, 2153 nt
Organism: Artibeus jamaicensis (Jamaican fruit-eating bat)
Lineage: Eukaryota; Metazoa; Chordata; Mammalia; Chiroptera; Phyllostomidae
Gene: SDCBP
Product: syndecan binding protein
Exons: 9
Coding region: 126-1022 (298 amino acids)
Biological process (GO): positive regulation of transforming growth factor beta receptor signaling pathway
Cellular component (GO): cytoplasm; plasma membrane
Molecular function (GO): syndecan binding
Source: RefSeq, a predicted model, not a curated record